Balaenoptera musculus (blue whale) is the source of this 2001-nucleotide messenger RNA. RefSeq names its product activating transcription factor 3 (gene ATF3). Lineage: Eukaryota; Metazoa; Chordata; Mammalia; Artiodactyla; Balaenopteridae. The record is from RefSeq and is a predicted model, not a curated record. Gene Ontology annotation, biological process: regulation of transcription by RNA polymerase II. The transcript has 4 exons. Gene Ontology annotation, cellular component: nucleus. Bases 193 to 738 code for a protein of 181 amino acids. Gene Ontology annotation, molecular function: DNA-binding transcription factor activity, RNA polymerase II-specific; RNA polymerase II cis-regulatory region sequence-specific DNA binding.
UCGCACGCAGCGAGGCGCGCACUGCCCAGCGCUCUUCCCGCGCCGCCGCUCCAGCGGACCCGCCAGCCCGCGCGCCGGCUGUGCGCCCUCUGUGCUCGCCCGUCGGCCCCGCAGACAAACAGCCCGACCCCACCCCGACCCAGCCCGCCCGCCCUCCGGACCCUGGGCGCCCCGAGUGGAGCCAGGAGCAAAAUGAUGCUUCAACACCCAGGCCAGGUCUCUGCCUCGGAAGUCAGUGCCUCUGCCAUCGUCCCCUGCCUGUCCCCUCCUGGGUCACUGGUGUUUGAGGAUUUUGCUAACCUGACACCCUUUGUCAAGGAAGAGCUGAGGUUCGCCAUCCAGAGCAAGCACCUCUGCCACCGGAUGUCCUCAGCGCUGGAGUCAGUCACCAUCAGCGGCAGACCCCUCGAGAUGUCGGUCACCAAAGCCGAGGUAGCCCCUGAAGAAGAUGAAAGGAAAAAGAGGCGACGGGAAAGAAAUAAGAUUGCAGCUGCCAAGUGCCGAAACAAGAAGAAGGAGAAGACAGAGUGCCUGCAGAAAGAGUCAGAGAAGCUGGAGAGCGUGAAUGCCGAACUGAAGGCCCAAAUUGAGGAGCUCAAGAAUGAGAAGCAGCAUUUGAUAUACAUGCUCAACCUGCACCGGCCCACAUGCAUUGUCCGGGCUCAGAACGGGAGGACUCCAGAAGAUGAGAGAAACCUUUUUAUCCAACAGAUAAAAGAGGGAACACUGCAGAGCUAAGCAGCCGUGGUAUGGGGCAACUGCGGAGUCCUCAUCGAAUCCUCCUUUUACAUCCGAAACCCUGAAGCCAUUGGAGAUCUGACUUCCUGUGCACCUCUUGAAUCCCAGCAGCAAAGAACCAUCAAGGCGGGAGGGCCCUCGGUGACUCAGCCGGGCCUUUCCACUCUACCCCAAAGUGGACUUUGGACCAGGGCAACAAGGGCAUCUUUUUCCUCAACUCCAGAAUUUAGGCCUUAACAUCUUGGCCAUCCUUGGAUUCUCCAGAUGGCCCCUGGUUAGGGUCCUACCUGCCUUUCAUCUGGAUUCUGCAAAAACCAGGCCUCCCACCAUUAGGAUUCAUGCAGAAGAAGCAUCUGUACCUCGGGUGGGUGGGGUGGGGCCACCUCCUCUGCUGCCGCUGCCACUGUCACUUGUAGGGGACGUGGAGUGAGAAUGGCAUUUUGUGAAGUUGUGCGAUGGCCAGGGUUGUGCUUUCUAGCAAAUAUGCUGUUCUGUACAGGAAUUACCGUGUGCAAGGCGUUCGUUUCAAAACUAGGCGUUGUGCUCUUCUGAUGUUUGCGCAGUACACCACCACUGUGACUUUCUCGUGACUUUCCUCAGAUCUGGUUUCUGAGAAUUUGGGGGGGCUAUCAGCACGUGCAGUGUCUUGCAAAGUAUUCAAGUGGCCAGAGGAGCUUGUCAGCCCCGGGAGAACAGAAUUGUGCCAGCCUGGACUGAGUGCAGUUUUGUGCCAACAGAGAAGGCCUCUCCCCCUUGGCACCCAAGCAUUAACACAGGUCCUCUGUUGCAAACUCAGUUAUAAUGUCAUAGGAAGAAAGCAGAAACAGAGUCCAGCUUCCAAAGGGUUAGGAUUCUCUGCUCAGUGACUUAGGUCAGGAAUUUUUUCUAGGCCGGAAGAGCCAAAGAAUAUUCCAUUUUCCUUUUCUUGCGGUUGAAAACCACAAUCAGCGGAGAUGCGUUUGAAGCCAGGUGAUGCCUAGGCUUUAGCAUUAUUAGAUGUUAACGGCAUUGUUUCUGUCAUGCAGAUGUUUGUAGAAAUCGGGCCCAGAGCAUUUAUAGCUGUGAGACAGUCACUCACACUGGCCAUGAGGACUCUGGCAACUGUCUGUUUAAAUUCUGACGUUUCUGUGAAAUCCUCAGAGUGUUUAAUCCUACUCAGUAGUAUCAUUACAAUUUUCUGUAAAAGAAGAUAUUACUUAUUUAUCCUAGUAUUCCUAACCUGUCAAUAUAAUAAAUAAUGGAACCAAGACGUGGUGAACUUAA